CUGAUGCCGAUUCAUCGUCGUGCGACCAUCGCAUUUAAAAAAAAGAAAAUUACUAAAAAUCCUAAUGCUUAAUGUACGGAUAGAUAAGUCAGUGAAUUGAUAGAAAAACUCAAAAUAUUACACGUUCCAGGCAGUGUACGCGUGUGCAAAUUUACAAAAUAUCCAAAUUUCGAGCGAAAAGGUAACGUCGACGACAACGGAAUAACUAAGAGCAGCAGCGGCAGCACGAAGCGAGCAGCAGAGCACGCAGAAUAAAGAAACAAGGAAACAUUUGCACAGCAAUCCGAGCAACUGCAGCAGCAGCAGCCAGGCCAGGCCAGGCAGGCAGGCAACGACAAGAAAAACCACUUCAACAAAAGAGGAUAACAUAUUGGAAGUGCUCACACACACACACACCCAUACAGCUCACUCAACACACACAUGAGUGGAAAGAGAGACGAAGCAUUGUACGUGCUCGGUUGACGGUGGGAAAGUAAACCGACAUCUUUUUACGAGCAGAGAGUUUUGCAAUCAGAAGAAGACAGCAAGCAGCCCCAGAGAGUGUUCGUUCACAGUUGAUCGGGCCAGCCCUUUGAUAACGCACGGAGGCACAGAAAGAGAGCGAGAGAGAGAGAGAGAACAAACCUCUCACAGUGAGAUCGGAGACGGGACAGGUUGCUGCCCAACACCAAAACCAAAAACUCGAACACGCACAACGCAUUUGGAAAUCAAGCCAGGCCUAACGGAAAGUGCGUGAGCGUUUAUGCGUGCGUAAUCAAAGCUCCAAAAAGUGUGAGAGACCCCCAUUCGGUCCCAGCCAAACUGCAUUUGCCCAGCGUUGCCACAUAGCCAGUACGCGUGGGGGCGUAAAACCAGUGUUGGAUAGCACUAAGCAAGACACCAGGAAAGGAAUAAAUCCAUGAGCAAACAAACGUAAACUCAACUGAAACUCAGCGAAUUGAAUCGUUAUCCUUAUCAUCAAACAGACUCCAAAUGAAAACGAUCGUGCUCAGUCCGGACGAUCUACAGAACUUUAACAAGUUCAUCUAUGACCCAAAGUCAGCGGCCCAGCUGGCCGCCAGUGCGGGAGCGAUUGGAGCAGCGGCGGCGGCGGCAGCAGCCGUGCACGGUCAGCAGCCGGGGGGAGCGAACACCACCACAGUGCAGCUAGUAGCCGGCGGUGGCGGCCUAGGCAACUCCACAGUCGUUCAAGUCCCUACCAGCACAGCACAGCAGACCAGUGCCAAUAACCUAAUGGCACUGCACUACUAUCUGAAGCAUCCGGGAAUACAGCAGAUGCCCAGCGCCACCUCGGUCCAGCAUCAGAUCCAACACCAGCAUCAGCACCAGCAGCAGCUUUUGGCCCAGUCGCAGACACAACUAAAGCAGCUGCAGUUGAAACAGCCCACAAUCCACCAGCACCAGCAACACAUCAGCUACCACCAUCCGUACUACCAACAGACGCAGCCCCAGCUGCAGCCGCAGACACAGAUGAGCCACAGCAAUCCGCACGCACCUCUGAAGAGCCAGCAACCGCCACAGACACAUCUGCCCGUGCACGCACUGAACCAGAACUCGAACUUCUCCGCGGCCAGCUCCAGUACGGGUGGAACAGCCUCCAGUCAUGCGCCUACACAGCAGUCGAACGGCUCCAGUGUAUCACCCACCAUCAUCCAAAGGGUCGCGGCAGUGGGCGGACCAAACAGCAGUAACAUUGCAGCCGCUGCCAACGCUCUACUACGAGCCACGGCCGCCGGCAAUGCCAACACGUCGUCCUCGUCAUCGAGCUCCUCCUCCUCUUCCUCGUCGGCGUCGUCGAGCUCCUCGUCAGCCUCUUCCUCCAGCUCAACGAACUGCGCCAAGAAGCUGAAAACAGAGCCCUCACUCUCCCAGUACAAUCAGACGGAGCGCCUCAACUUCGCCAACACGUACAUCGUGUGGAGCGAGGAGCACUGGCGACGGGUGGUUUUCCACGACGAGCGACGCUUUAACCUGGACGGACCCGACGGCUUCUCCUACUACUUUCACGACUUGAGGAACUACGAGCGCACUCUGUCGCAGCGGCCGCGAGGCAACUCUGUCUACAUCUACCUGAUGAUCUGUGUGGGUGGAGCCCUCCAUCUGGAGGUCUCGUCGGCCAAGCUGCGUCCCGAGUCCUGCAUCGAGAUCGUUAUGCGUGAGCGACCCAAUAUCAUCAGCAAACUGGGUGGCGGCACAGAGUUUGUUCUGCAGGAUCACAACUGGAUUCAUUACGCACUGCCCACGGCCCAGGACCUGCUCAAUGCCGAGGGUCUGAAGACCCAGAAGUGGCCGACCAUUGCGCACGACCUCAACAUUAUGGAAAACAUCUGGGGCUGGCUCAUCCGAGAGGUGUUCGACGGCGGGCGAAAAUUCUCGCGCAAGGACGACUUGAUAUUCCGCAUCAAGGAGGCGUGGUCCCGCCUGCCGCUCGAUCUGAUCACCAAUCUGUACAGCACCCUGCCGGAGCGCAUCACGGAGUUGUACUACACACAAGGCGUCUACACGAAUUGUUGACAACCGACAGAGCAAUGUGGACGUGGACGUGGACGUGGAUGUGGUGGUCUGUUGACACCCAGCUCAGGGCACUCCCAACGGCCCAGCUUCACCGGAGUGGGAGCGGGAGUGCAGACGGAUUCGAUUGUAGGACUGCGUCCGUCUAAGGCGAACUUUCAAGACCUGAUCCUGCUGCCGAUGCCAGCACGCCAUCCCGCUUGGUUAAAAAAAUCAAUACAGAAGAAGGAAAUCUUUAUACAAUUCAACUUAACUUUUUGUGUAUAGCUUUAAGAUGUGUGCAACGGAGCAGCAGACCGUACCGGACGGACCGACCGACGGACGGACCUAAGGGAACGGAACAGAGAGACGCCUGGUUUAAGGUUAUACAGUUCUUUAGUUAUUUUAAGGAAAAACAAAACGGAAAGAAGUGGAAAAGCAUGCAAGAGAGAAAAAACAAUCGAGCGCUAGGAUUGGGCACGCCAUGUGUGUGUGGUGACACUGGCAGACACACGAAAAGUGUUGCCAUAUCGCUUUGUAAUUAGUGUUUUUAUUCCUCCCUUUCCCCGCAUCCCGCCACAUACACACACCGCCAACACCAACCCCCCGUAAUGUGUAAGGCUUAAUUUUAGUUGUCGUUUGCCUCCCUUCUACCCAAGCCUAGCCCCCGCAUCCCCUACCCCCCUUUAAAUAUACGUAUCUAGAUUAAACAUAUACAUAAAUAAUUAUUAGUUGCAAAACAAAUUUAUUUGAACUUAACUCCUUUUGUUGAUUGUUUUUAGUUAUGCAAGCGAGAGAGAGAUGAGUGGAAGUAUAGAAGAAAAAGACGCAUGAAGAGCGCAGGGGAAAUUUAUGCAAGCAAGAUGAAAAUGAAUAAAAUAAAAUAAAACUUGUAACUAAAGUAUUAUUGUAAGGCAUAGUUUUUGUUGUAGCAAAAUACGGAAAAGAACUCACGUAAAUCUAUACAGACAGACACACACAUACACACAACACACAUGAAUAAACACACGCAAGAAUCCUAUCAUGUAAAAUGUUUACGAACAGAAAUUAUAAAUAAACUAAUUAUCAAUGUAA
Messenger RNA from Drosophila guanche, 3564 nucleotides. RefSeq names its product transposable element Tc3 transposase. The coding region runs from base 973 to 2514 and encodes 513 amino acids. The record is from RefSeq and is a predicted model, not a curated record. Gene Ontology annotation, molecular function: nucleic acid binding. Lineage: Eukaryota; Metazoa; Arthropoda; Insecta; Diptera; Drosophilidae. The transcript is spliced from 2 exons.